This is a messenger RNA of Sander lucioperca (pikeperch), 7900 nucleotides long. It is a transcript of the gene dip2ba, whose product is annotated as disco-interacting protein 2 homolog Ba. The record is from RefSeq and is a predicted model, not a curated record. Bases 179 to 4954 code for a protein of 1591 amino acids. NCBI's taxonomy places the organism in Eukaryota, Metazoa, Chordata, Actinopteri, Perciformes, Percidae. The transcript has 40 exons.
GUUGGUGAGUUUUUCCCAUUAUGGCGGAGGGGCCAGCCGUGCGGAUGGACUGUCUCUCCCACUCUGAUGCUUGUUUUGUGUCUUGAGGGAGGGCGUUUUAUUUCUAUUUUUUUUACAUUUACCCACAACGGCCUGGUUCCUUUUCAACUAGACUACACUUGUGUUUAUCGGCGAAGUCAUGGCAGACCGCAGCGUGGAUUUGUCCGCCCUGCCAAAAGAGGUUAGAGACCAAUUGUCGGAGUUGGAUCUCGAGCUGUCUGAAGGUGACAUCACGCAGAAGGGCUAUGAGAAGAAGAGAGCCAAGCUGCUGGCCUCCUACAUCCCCUAUUUGCCAAAUCUGUCUCUGCCAGAUGUACAGCUUUCCCCGGGCCACAGUGCCGACCCCAGUCCGAGUCCUGAGGCCCCGGGCCCCUCCACAUCUUCGGCUUCCAGACACCACCGUGCACACCGCAGUGGAGGGGCCAGGGAUGACCGCUACAGAUCAGACAUCCACACAGAGGCUGUGCAGGCAGCACUGGCCAAACACAAAGAAGAGAAGAUGGCACUGCCCAUGCCAACCAAGAGACGCUCAGCCUUUGUCCAGUCUCCCAUAGAAACCUGCACACCUCCAGACACAUCUUCUGCAUCAGAGGAUGAGGGUUCACUGCGCAGAAAGGCAGCUCUCAGUGCAGUGCUAGCCCAGAGCCUGCAGAGCCCUGAUUACUGGAUCAACCGUUCCGUCCAAAGCUCCUCCACGUCCUCGUCUGCUUCCUCCACCCUCUCCCAUGGAGAGCCCAAGACCCAGCCACAGCCCCAGCCCCAGCCCCAACCCGCUGUUUCCUUGUUGGCUGAUGUACUCGCUCACACACGCAUUGAAAACAGUGUCCCCCCGGAUGUGACAUCCUCCACUCCCCAGGAAACAGGGUCCAGGGUGGACCUGCCUCCGGCAGUAAGGGGCAUGAGCCGUGGACAGAGCCGCUCCAGCAUCCUGGAUACUGCUGACGGAAAAAGAAAAGGCGUUCCUGUCAACAGCAGGGUGUCCACUAAGAUCCAGCAGCUGUUGAACACACUCAAACGGCCGAAGAGACCACCACUCAGCGAAUUCUUCCUCGAUGACUCUGAGGAAAUUGUAGAAGUGCCCCAGCCGGACCCCAACACCCCGAAGCCAGAGGGACGUCAAAUCAUCCCAGUGAAGGGGGAGCCCCUUGGAGUGGUCAGUAACUGGCCUCCUGCCCUGCAGGCUGCCCUGGCACGUUGGGGGGCCACCCAGGCCAAGAGCCCUGCCCUCACUGCUCUGGACGUCACUGGCAAACCCCUCUACACACUCACAUAUGGAAAACUAUGGAGUCGCAGUCUGAAACUGGCCUAUACACUGCUGAAUAAACUGGGCACCAAGACAGAACCUGUCCUACAACCUGGAGAUCGGGUGGCACUGGUGUAUCCCAACAGCGACCCUGGCAUGUUCUGGGUGGCUUUCUAUGGCUGCCUGUUAGCUGAGGUCAUCCCUGUGCCCAUUGAGGUACCUCUGUCACGACAGGAUGCAGGCAGCCUGCAGAUUGGCUUCCUAUUGGGUAGCUGUGGUGUUAGUCUGGCGCUGACCAGUGAGUUGUGUCUCAAAGGACUGCCAAAGACACCAAGCGGAGAAAUCAUCCAGUUCAAAGGAUGGCCAAGGAUGAAAUGGGUAGUGACAGACACCAAGUAUCUGACCAAACCAUCCAAAGACUGGCAGCCUCACAUCCCCACCGCCAACACAGACACCGCCUACAUAGAGUACAAAGCAAGUAAGGAGGGGACAGUGAUGGGAGUUGCUGUGUCCAAGACCUCCAUGCUGACCCACUGUCAAGCCCUGACGCAGGCCUGUAACUACUGUGAAGGUGAGACACUGGUCAAUGUGUUAGAUUGCAAGAAGGAUAUGGGCAUGUGGCAUGGCGUCUUAACGAGUGUCAUGAACAGAAUCCACACCAUCACUGUGCCAUAUGCUGUCAUGAAAGCAUGUCCCAUGUCCUGGGUGCAAAGGGUCCACAUUCACAAAGCACGCGUGGCCUUAGUGAAGUGCCGUGACCUCCACUGGGCCAUGAUGGCCCACAAGGACCAGCGGGACACCAACCUGUCCUCCAUACGUAUGCUUAUUGUGGCUGAUGGAGCAAACCCAUGGUCUGUGUCGUCGUGUGAUGCCUUCCUGAAUGUGUUUCAGUCUCAUGGUCUGAAGCCUGAGGUGAUCUGUCCAUGUGCCACCUCUCCUGAGGCUCUGACUGUGGCCAUACGCAGGCCUGGUGCACGAGGAGCUCCUCUACCAGCCAGGGCCAUACUGUCCAUGGGCGGGCUGAGCCACGGAGUGAUCAGGGUGAACACAGAAGACAAGAACUCUGCUCUCACUGUUCAGGAUGUGGGCCACAUCAUGCCUGGAGCUCUGAUGUGCAUUGUGAAACCGGACGGGCCUCCUCAGCUGUGCAAGACAGAUGAAAUAGGAGAGAUUGUGAUCAACUCUCGGGCUGGAGGCACCAUGUACUACGGCCUUUCUGGUGUCACCAAGAACACAUUUGAGGUGAUUCCCGUCAACCAAGCCGGAGCACCCAUAGGAGAAAUUCCCUUCAGUCGGACUGGUCUGCUUGGAUUUGUAGGACCGGGCAGUCUGGUGUUUGUUGUGGGGAAGAUCGAGGGGCUGCUGAUGGUGAGCGGGCGACGCCACAAUGCUGAUGACCUGGUGGCCACCGCGCUGGCAGUGGAGCCUGUCAAAACAGUUUACAGGGGAAGGAUCGCUGUGUUCUCGGUGACGGUGUUUUAUGAUGAGAGGAUAGUAAUUGUGGCAGAGCAGAGGCCUGACGCCAGUGAGGAAGACAGCUUCCAGUGGAUGAGUCGAGUACUGCAGGCCAUCGACAGCAUCCACCAGGUUGGCCUGUACUGCCUCGCGCUUGUCCCGGCCAACACCCUCCCAAAGACGCCCCUUGGAGGCAUCCACAUCUGUGAAACCAAGCAGAACUUUCUGGAGGGAAACCUGCACCCCUGUAAUAUCCUUCUGUGCCCGCACACCUGUGUUACCAACAUGCCCAAGCCACGCCAGAAACAGCCAGUGGAUGUCGGCCCUGCUUCUAUGCUGGUUGGCAACUUGGUGGCAGGGAAGCGGAUCGCCCAGGCUACAGGCAGAGAGCUGGGUGUGGUGGAGGACCAGGAUCUGAUCCGAAAGCUCUGUAUGUGGCCCACCAUGAUGCACCAGUUUUUGUCUGAAGCUCUGCAAUGGAGAGCUCAAACCGACCCAGACCACGUCCUAUAUGUGCUGCUCAAUGCCAAGGGGGUGGCAGUGUGCACAGCCACUUGUGCUCAGCUGCACAAGAGAGCAGAGAAAAUCACAGCUACCCUUAUGGAGAGAGGAGGCCUCAACACAGGAGACAAUGUGGUGCUGCUUUAUCCCCCAGGUAUUGACCUGAUAGCUGCCUUCUAUGGCUGUCUUUAUGCGGGCGUCAUCCCUGUGACAGUGAGGCCGCCCCAUCCACAGAACCUGGCUGCUACUCUCCCCACUGUCCGCAUGAUCAUCGAUGUGAGCAAAGCAGCCUGCAUCCUUACCACUCAGCCUCUCAUGAGGAUCCUCAGGUCCAGGGAGGCUGCUGCCAGCGUCAACAUCAAGACGUGGCCCACUAUCAUCGAUACAGAUGAUCUUCCCAGAAAGCGGCCUCCGCACAUUUAUAAACCCCCUACAGCUGAGAUGCUGGCCUAUCUGGACUUCAGUGUGUCCACCACAGGCAUGCUGACUGGAGUCAAGAUGUCCCAUGCUGCAGUCAGCACUCUGUGCCGCUCCAUUAAGCUGCAGUGUGAGCUCUACUCAUCACGCCAAAUAGCCAUCUGCCUGGACCCGUACUGUGGUCUGGGCUUCGUCCUGUGGUGCCUCUCCAGUGUUUACUCAGGUCACCAGUCCAUCCUUAUCCCUCCCCUGGAGCUGGAGAGCUCGCUGCCUCUGUGGCUGAGCACGCUCAGUCAGUACAAGAUCAGAGACACCUUCUGCUCCUACUCUGUCAUGGAGCUCUGCACCAAAGGCCUGGGCACCCAGACAGAGAUGCUGAAGGCACGGGGUCUGAAUCUGUCGUGCGUGCGGAGCUGUGUAGUGAUAGCAGAGGAGCGUCCUCGCCUCGCUCUCACGCAGUCCUUCUCCAAGCUCUUCAAAGAUCUUGGCUUGUCACCGCGCGCCGUCAGCACCGCCUUCGGCUCCAGGGUCAACCUGGCCAUUUGCCUGCAGGGCACUGCUGGACCAGACCCCUCCACGGUCUACGUUGACAUGAAGUCUCUGCGCCACGACAGGGUGAGGCUGGUAGAACGAGGAGCGCCACAGAGUAUUCCACUCAUGGAGUCUGGCACUAUCCUACCAGGAGUGAGGGUCAUCAUAGUCAACCCGGAGACCAGAGGCCCACUGGGAGAUUCACAUCUUGGGGAGAUCUGGGUGAACAGCCCCCACAGUGCCAGUGGCUACUACACCAUCUAUGGGGAGGAGAGUCUGCAGGCGGAUCAUUUCAACACAAGACUCAGCUUUGGGGAGCCUCACACUCUUUGGGCCAGGACGGGCUACCUGGGCUUCAUCAAGAGGACUGAGCUCCUGGAUGCAAGCGGAGAUCGUCAUGAUGCCUUGUUUGUGGUGGGCUCUCUUGAUGAAACGUUGGAGUUGAGGGGGCUACGCUAUCACCCCAUAGACAUCGAGACGUCUGUGUCCCGAGCCCACCGCUGCAUUGCAGAAAGUGCUGUGUUUACAUGGACCAACCUGCUGGUGGUGGUGGCGGAGCUGAGCGGCUCGGAGCAGGAGGCCUUGGACCUGGUGCCCCUCGUCACUAACGUGGUCCUGGAGGAGCACCACCUCAUCGUCGGGGUGGUGGUCAUCGUGGACCCCGGGGUGAUCCCCAUCAACUCCAGAGGAGAGAAGCAGAGGAUGCACCUGCGAGACUCCUUCCUGGCAGACCAACUGGACCCCAUCUAUGUGGCCUACAACAUGUGAUUCACCAACUGAUGAGAAUGCAGAAAACUGAGCCAGGCUCUGGGAAUAGACGUGAGGGAGACGGACUUGGGGCGUGCGUUCAGUAGCAACCCCGAUGUUUAAGCUCAGAUACAUGUUCAGAACACCAAACAAUGUGAGAAGAGCGCUUCCCUCUCAGAAACUGUUUCUUCUUUGCUUCCACCUGCUCAAUCGCUGCAGUCCAGGUUCACUGAGAUCUACUGAGUGGGACGGUUAUUUUCUCUCGUCUUGAUAGUAGAUCCACCUGUCAUAUGGAGGAAAUAUGAUGUUGAUCCUCUCCAUGCAUCCCACUUCUCCUUCAUAGCUCCAAUUCAUGUUUUUAAAGACAUUUUUAAUUACAUGAUUCAUCAUCAAAAAAAAAGAAAUCCUCCCCUCCUUCCAUUCCUUGGUUGGAUAUAUCCUGAACCACUCAUCCUCGUGUGCUUCUUUUUUUUUUUUUUAACCCCAUCGAUUUUUGAAGGCGGGAUGGCGCACUAGAACUGCUGAGAGGAGCUUGAACUUUCACCCUCUUGCACUUUUAGGCCUUGCACCUCUGAGGCGCUUCCUGCCUACCCUGCCUCAAGGGGGACACCCCCCAUGUUUGCUGCUUUCAUUAAAGCAAAUCCACAUCAGUAUUCAAAAGUGCUACCAGCGAGUACAGAUUACCUUCUUCUACCAGGUGCACCUCGGCUCUCACCUCCCAUCACAUGGAUUUGCCUGCAGACAUGCUGUCGGCAUUCAUGCGUUACAAAAUGUCCUAAAAAAAUACACUCAAAUUAUUUGUUGGUGUGGGGAAUGAAAGACUUUGCUUCUUAAACAUAAAAACCUGGAUAUUAAAGAUGAUCAUUGACGGGCGGAAACACAGAUUCAUUUUUCGGUGCAAGUUGGUCCGUUAGUUAGUCCUUAUGUUUGUAAAGUACUAAUACAUUUUUAAAAGCACAGAUUUUCUGAAGAAGAGUUGAAGCGAUUACUGGUGUUUAAGUAUGCAUGCUAAUUUGGAAUGCAAUCAAUAUCAACAUGCAGGCAAAAAAAUAAAGGAUAAUUUACCAGUUUAAUGGCUUGAACUGAAGCGAGCUGCUAGCUUUCAGUCUGCCUGUAGUGUCCCACGUUAAAGCAAAGAGCAUCUUUCACUUAAUGUUAGCGUUACAGUCGGUUAGAUAAACAUAGAUCAUCAGAAGGCAAGUCAGUGACUUUUAGCGCACCAUGGUGACAUUUAUGAUUAUGGACUUUUGAAUUUCUUAAAAGAUAUCAAGAACGAGGACAUAACUUUGCCUUACUAAACCUUUGGAACGUCAGUACUUUUUAUGCUCAAUCCCUCAUUUCUAGCUGUACUAUUAGUGUAUGUAAGGGACUAUUCCACUUUUUUCAUACGUGGAAUCAGAAGCCAGUUUAUAACUCAAUAGACACUCUUAUAUCAUUUUUUAGAAGAAGGGGGGGUGUCUCAUUCUUUUUGCGAAGACGUUUGCGGUCAUGCCUUUGUCAUUUCAUCAUUAACAUUUAAACCAAUUCUUUCUGAAUGUCUGUAACACUGAAAAAGAAUUAAAUUAGGAAUGACCAACACUCCGUAAGCAACCCGUGAUUAAAAAAUGGCAGAAUCCUCCUUUAUAAAAAUGGAGGUAAUAAAUGAGGGUCAGGAUGUUGUCUGUAUACUGUAUUUUAGAGGUCAAAUAUUACUGGUGUUAAUGUGUAACUUUGUCGAUAAAAACUUGACUGAUCUUUCAUACUUGACAGCAUUUUUCUGCAUUGUUAAUUUAAUGGUAUCACAUUGCAAAAGAGAAAAAAAGUUUCAGAUUGUUUUGGCAGUAACAAUGUGCACUUUCCCAAUAUCGUGUGUGUGUGUGUGUGUGUGUGUGUGUGUGUGUGUGUGUGUGUGUGUGUGUGAGUGAGAGAGAGUGUGUGCGUGCGUGCGUGCAUGCGUCCAGUUUAACGGUGAUGUUUGGCUUUUCUGGUGCAACAAGGUUUGUCUUUUUUAAGAAAAUUAUCCCAGAAUAUUGAACCAUUUUUUUUACAUUUCUUUUAUGUCGCCGCCACUGUAUUUUAAGUCUUUCCAUUCAAGAUCAGAAUCAGAUAUGUUUUAUAGGGGUUUCAUUAAUAUUUUCCUGAUAUCUUUCUUUAAAACUGCUCAACUUCUGCAAAGAGCUGUUUUGAUUUCGAAGCAGCUUGACUUACAGCACAUCACGUCAAUAAACCACUUUUCAUUCAGUGACAGACACUGAUGACAUGUAUGCGAGCCAGUAUCUGGGGCACGUUGGAGUUACUCAUAAAUAACAAAGUGAAGCUUCUGAGCUGCUGUGUGACAAUUGCUUUAUUGCUACUGUUUGACUCCAACGAGUUUUAAUAAAGUUUUAUAAUGUCAUGUUGGCCUUCAAGCCUUUUCAAUAGACAUUGGUGCUAUUCAAUAAGGGAAAGUUGACAGACUUUUGUCCUCCAAUGUCAUAACAAAGAAGGUUUAUUCAUGGAUGCCCUUUUUGUGUGAAAAUAAGUCAUUCUUUUUCCAAGCCAACAUUUCACUCACUGCUCGGUUCUAAAAUUGGUCAUCAUCGCCAGUUUUCAUCAGCUCUGAGACUUGAUGAAAACCUUCUCAACAGGCAACUUAACAUGGACAAUGCAACUCGACAUAUCCUACCAUUUCCAUUUUAAUAUUUAUUUCAGUUUUCAAGUUGUCGUGUUGUGAGGAAUGACGUACAUUUCAAACCUCCAAAGUGAUUAUUCUAAGCACAAAAUGUAAAUGUACAUGUGAGGUAAUGAAAUUAGGAUAUUUCACACAAAAAAAAAAAAACUCAAGGGCCCACAAUGUAUACCUCAACGACUGUCUGUUCACUAUGCAUCGUCGAGCUACAGCAAAGACAUUCUGAACUAGUCAAUGGUGCGAUAACUUCUAACAUGUCUUACUUGACAAAAAACACUGUCACACUGUCAUUGGAUGUGUUUCAUGUCAAAUAAUUAAAA